AAGAGAUCUACCCGCUGGGGGCUUGAAUUAGCCUCUCUGUGGCUAGCUAGUCUAACACUUGCAGCUGUCAAGCCCCCAGCGCUGCCUGAAACGUGUUGGGUCUGCUGCUCAUAGUCAAUGUUCCUGGCUCGCUCCUUGUUCAAGAUGUCAAGUCACAAUCCUUUGUUGAGGCUGGAGCAGCGAGCAGCUGAGGCAGACCAGAUCAUCGAGUACCUCAAACAGCAAAUCCAGCUGCUGAAGGAGAAAGCCAUCGUCCAGGCCAGUGUCAGAGAAGAGAAGAAACUGAUGGUGGAGAAUGCGAAACUGAAGAAUGACAUCGAGGAACUGAAAAAACAGCUGCUGGAAAAAGAGAAGAGGAGGGGAGUACGGGAGGUGGCCAUGCCGUCAGGUGAACCCACUGUUGAAUGCAGUUCGAAGCCCACCCUUCCCAAACCCACUGGUGCGGCACCCUCUGCCUCCCCUGCCGCUGCUGUCCAGAGUCCCGCUCCCAAGGACGAGAGUAAAAAGAAGAAGCCUGAGAAAAAAGGAGGAGAGAAAGCAGAGAAAAAGCAGGCAGCUCCCAGCCAAGAGGAUGCCAAGGUGGAUGUGUCUCGUUUGGACCUGCGUAUUGGACGUAUAAUCACAGCCGAGAAGCACCCAGAUGCCGACAGCCUCUAUGUGGAGCAGGUUGAUGUGGGAGAGGCUUCACCCAGGACAGUGGUCAGCGGGCUGGUCAAACACAUACCUCUGGACCAGAUGCAGAAUCGCAUGGCAGUCCUGAUGUGUAACCUGAAGCCAGCCAAGAUGAGAGGAGUGGUGUCCCAGGCUAUGGUCAUGUGUGCCAGCUCGCCAGACAAGGUCGAAAUCCUUGAUCCUCCAACUGGAGCAGCACCAGGGGACAGAGUUACUUUCCAGGGCUUCCCAGGUGAACCGGACAAAGAGCUGAACCCUAAAAAGAAGGUAUGGGAACAGGUUCAGCCAGACCUCCGCACAGACGGCCAGUGUGUUGCAACCUACAAGGGAGCUGCCUUUGAAGUCGCCGGCAAGGGAGUGUGCAAAGCCCAGACCAUGAGCAACAGUGGAAUCAAAUAAAACAACAGAGCUGCUUGAAAUAGCUCAGUGUUUACUUGGCAAUCACCGUCAGUGAUGACAAUGAGGGUUUUCAGAAACAGGAUGGUGAUGGAUGGAAGUAAAUGCUUUGAAGAUCAAUAAAGGGAUUUAAGAAUAAGAA
This is a messenger RNA of Seriola dumerili (greater amberjack), 1210 nucleotides long. RefSeq names its product aminoacyl tRNA synthetase complex interacting multifunctional protein 1 (gene aimp1). The record is from RefSeq and is a predicted model, not a curated record. Lineage: Eukaryota; Metazoa; Chordata; Actinopteri; Carangiformes; Carangidae. The transcript is spliced from 7 exons. Bases 118 to 1071 code for a protein of 317 amino acids. Gene Ontology annotation, molecular function: tRNA binding.